CGUCCAUCCAAGCCUCCAAGGUCGAAGGCCCAGGGCCCACUUCCCAAAUCUUUUCUCACAUUUCCCGAAAAGGCGAGCGAGCGCGGCAGCAGAGAGAGUGUGACUUGCCCGAAGGCUGUUAUUAUGUCAGCAGCAGUCACUCAAUUCAACGGCCUCAUCGUCACCUUCUUGGCUUCUUCUUCCUCUCCCUUCUACCUGCUCCCCUGUCUGAUCGCUCGCCCAAUUUCUCCGUCUAGUUCCCUCCGCCGUCUCUCUCUCUAAGUUACGCCACGCGCUUUCCGUCUCCGCCGUGUUCCUAGGCCGCCGUUGGUAAUUUCGGCUGGUGCUUCUUGAUUUGCUUUAAUCAUCACCCGGCCGCGGCACUAGGUUCGAUCCAUUUUGGUGAAACCUAGCUGGAAAGAGUGCGGCAAGGCUUUAAAGAAGUAAUUGAAAAACGAUGACCGAUUUUUUCACUUCAAAGCAUUCCGCCGCUGCCGCCGCCGCAAGUUCCAGACUCUUCUUUGCUGCCGUCCGGAGCACAUUCCGCUUACUUCCAACUUCUAAAGAGGGGAAGAAAGGCGAAUAUAGAAUUCGUUUUGGGAAUGGAAGAGCUGGAUUGAUAUCGGAUAUGCUUGGAAUAAGCAAUCAAACUCUUCGUAAAACACAAAAGAGAAGUUGCCAGAGCAAGAAUAUGUUGGCUAACUCAUCACUGAGUUGUACUGCAACAACUAUGUCAGCAGUUCCGUGUGCUCUUCGUGCUUGCAGGUAUGAUCAUGAUCGCCUUUGGAUGCCGAGGAGGAGGACCCUUUUCCCUUGGAUUAGAAAUGUGACUGCUAUUGUUUCAGCUUCAGCAUCCCCUGUUUCACCCGAUCAGAUGACCAGGGGCUCAACCCACCUCAAAAUGUAUCAGGAGGUUGCCAAAUCUGCAAGGCAAAAGUUCACCAAAGAAAUUUCAUUCCAGUCGAAGGACAAAGACAUCUCUCUAGCAAGGGCUCUGCUCUAUAUUGCUGCAGAGGAUGAGGCCUUCGUUGCUUUCAAUCAAGAGGUGGAUGCUCGUUCACUGCUCAAUGAGAGAAAAAAUCUUUCGGUGCCAUCUCAUGCUCAGGAGUGGGAUAACGUGGAGCAGAUGCCAUUAUCUGGGAAGACAAUAACUGGAUGGCUCGGAGAGUUGGAUAUGAUUGCCAAAGAAGUUGAGGCGGAGCUAGUCUCAAGAGAGAUAGGCUGUGAUCUGGUUGAAGUUCUGGAUGCAAUAAACUUGGUUCUUUUUGAAUUCAGAGGGUUCAAGAGGUCAUCUGUUACGGAUUCUAUGUGUUCAUACUUGCACACUUUUUUGAGCACUGGUUCUGGCAACGCAAUUUUGCUUAGCAUAGUUUACAUUGAAGUUUGUAGAAGACUCGGCAUAACCAUUGUGGGAUCCCGGGUCGGGGAGGAUUUUUUAAUAUGGCCCCAGACAGGGAAUCCAGAGGAGCUUUUCAGGGUGACUGAAGGACACAGUAUGUUUGCUAUUGUUAAUGGCAAGUGUGUGGAGGACCCUAGGUCAAGGGCAUCAGACUUAACCAGCGGUUCUCUUUUAGGACUUGAGAUUGCUACAAACCGAGACAUUAUCGGGAUUGCUCUGGCAAAUUUGAUCAGGCUCCACUGGAAACGUGCUUCAAGGUCAACUCGUGGAUUGAUGUUGACUUCUCCUCUCAGGCAUGUUCAAACUACCAAGGAAUUGUUAUGCAGUAUCCAUAAUUCCAAUGUUCCUCUGCUUCGGCCUCAAGAUCUCAGAAGGGCAAUAAUGGCUUCAGAAAGGCUCUUGAUUCUGCAGCCACAUAAUUGGUCAUUGAGGAGAGACCAUGGCAUGAUGUUGUACUACAACAGGGAGUACGGGAAGGCAGUGCAAGAGCUGAGUAUUUGUAUGGCUUUUGCUCCAGAGGAAGAAGCACAAGUUCUCGAACCGUUUGUUGAGAAACUGCACCUCUUACGGCUUGAGUCAUCCUGGAAAUCCUUAGGCCAUUCGGGUCAAUUGACUGUUUCUUAAUGACCCCCCAUCCCUCGUAAGCUUCUGAGUACGUCUGUUAUGUGAAUAUAUGUAACUUCUAUGGUUAGUGAUAUGCAUAUACUCGAGGAAUGCUUCAUUGCUACUAAUCUGUUACCCUAUGAAAUUCGAGAAUGACAGACCUUUCUAAGGAUCCAGGUAACAAAGGCUCAGUUCCUCUGCUGUAUCAGUUCCACUGAAAAUGAUGAAUAGGACUCGUGAGGUAGCGAAUGGGUUGGAUGGUGAUUUCUCAGGUUGUCUAUUAACGAGGUAGGAUUCUAAAAAUAUAGGUACUAAAUUUAAGGCUAAAAAUAUAGGUACUAAAUUUAAGACUAAAAAUAUUAGGUUAUAAAUUGUAAUUUAGAUGCUAGAUUUACGUGACUAUGUGAAAGUUAUGUAAGAAAUGAAAGGCGUCAGGUAGGGGAGUGGAAAUUCGUGAGAAUCCUCUGGUAAGAUCCGAACCGGAUUAAAUUUGUGAGAAUUGUUGUUCACUAGUGUAAGAAAUGUUAGGAUUAAGAGUCGGAUGAAUAAUUAUAUUUGGUUUGGUUUAGUCUAAUUUGGUUCGCUUCAAAUAUUAGUUAGGUUCAUUUUUUAAGUAUUCAUAAAAGCGAAACUAAAAACUAAAUCACAUUAUAUUCGAAUCGUUAUGAUUUAGUUCGGUGUACUACAAUAUCUUAGUACCUACCAAAUAGUUGCACAUCCCUACCAUUGGUUUAUAUUAUGAUGAAAACCCAUUUAGCCACCAAUUAACGGGAUAUGGGUAUUUGGAUUGAAUAGGUGAGAGUGGUUUGGGUUGGGUUGACUUGAUGAGUUCGGUUGAUAUUUUUCGCGUGGUGAGACAAAUUAAGUUGUAGGUCUAGCCGUCAAGAUAAGAAAGCAAAAGUUUUAUCACUUUUAGGAGAAGAGAUAAAAGAUAAUUUGAGAUAGGUGUGUUUGUGUUGAAUUUUGGUUGUCAC
Messenger RNA from Linum tenue, 2955 nucleotides. Lineage: Eukaryota; Viridiplantae; Streptophyta; Magnoliopsida; Malpighiales; Linaceae. The record is from the annotation of a GenBank genome assembly.